CCCCCCUCGGUGGGGCGCUUUCUUUCCUCCGCCUUUCCUCGCUCUUUCAAACUGUUCCGCCCUUCCUCCCAAGUGGAUGGGGCAGGGAUGGCCCCUGCUUUAUUCUAACACAGACUCUUUGGGAAGCUGAAGGAGGCGAUUCUCUGCAGUUUCUUCUGCGGCGGCUCCAUCUCGAUCGCAGGGCAGAGGCGGCGGGGGCCUGCCACCAGCAUCGCCUGAGGAGUUUGUGAGCUUUCAGUUUCCCCUUCUGCGGGGUCCGGCUGGCUUUACAACCUCUCCUGCAACACCGACCGCCCUCGGCUCGGCGGCCGCGCCGCAGCACCGCUUGGAUUGGCCGCUUGUUUUUUUUUUCCUCUUCGCUGUGGCUCGGGCCGUAGCGCAUCCACCGCCCAGGAACAGGAAGGACGAGAAACCCUCCCCACGAAGUCUCCUCCAAGACGCGCUCUCCGCAGCCGAGCAGGCGCCCGGACUCCUCGGGGCUCGCGCGCCGCCCUUCCGCCCGGGGAGAGCGGCAAAGUUUGUACUUGCAGCGCGGAUUCGCCUCGCGGCGCCGGGGGGAGAUUUGCUGCUGCUGCUGCCCCAUCCUCCCGCGCUUACCUGACCCGGCUGCAGCUGCCUGCCGCGCCGGAGGGCUGCGAAGCCAGGCCGCCCAGUGAUCCCCUCCCCACAUGUGCCGCCGGCCACCAAGUAACUUUGCGAGAGGCCGGAGAGCGGUGCCUUGAGAGAAGCCCCUGCUAGCCGCCUUCCGGCGCCGGUGUAUGUCUCCCCGUGGGCUCCGCACUGCACUCCCGGUGAAUGUUCACCGCCCGCCGCCCGCUGCUGCUGCCGCCGCCGCCUCCUGGCUCGGCUCCCCCCUCCCCCUGCCGGGGUGACUAAGCUCCAGCCGCUCCUGAAGGGAUCCCAGGACCCCACGCUCUGGGGGGGGCGUCUCGCUGCGGCUAGUCAGGGCAGCUUCCUGGCCGCCCCUUCCCUGUGCGCGCCUGUGACUCGAUUGACUGACUGAUUCCCCCGGGGGGGGCGUGGGCCGGGACUCCGUGAUGUUGCACGUGGAGAUGUUGAUGCUGGUGUUGCUGGUGCUCUGGAUGUGUGUGUUCAGCCAGGAUCCCGGCUCCAAGGCGGUGGCUGAUCGCUAUGCAGUCUAUUGGAACAGCACCAACCCCAGAUUCCAGAGGGGUGACUACCACAUUGACGUCUGCAUCAAUGAUUAUCUGGAUGUGUUCUGCCCUCAUUAUGAGGAUUCUGUGCCAGAAGAUAAGACUGAACGCUACGUUCUUUAUAUGGUUAACUUCGAUGGCUACAGCUCCUGUGAUCACACCUCCAAAGGAUUCAAGAGGUGGGAAUGUAAUCGGCCACACUCCCCGAAUGGUCCAUUGAAGUUCUCAGAAAAAUUCCAGCUCUUCACUCCCUUCUCACUAGGAUUUGAGUUUAGACCAGGCCGGGAAUAUUUCUACAUCUCUUCUGCUAUCCCGGAUAAUGGAAGGAGGUCCUGUCUAAAGCUUAAAGUCUUUGUGCGGCCAGCAAACAGCUGUAUGAAAACUAUAGGUGUUCAUGAUCGUGUUUUCGAUGUUAACGACAAAGUAGAAAAUUCAUUAGAACCAGCAGAUGAUACCGUACAUGAGUCUGCCGAGCCAUCCCGCGGUGAAAAUGCAGCACAUGCACCGAGGAUAUCCAGUCGGCUUUUGGCAACCCUACUGUUCCUCCUGGCGAUGCUUUUGACAUUAUAGCACAGUAUAUUCCAGUAACCUGUCACAGAAAACAUCAGGGUCUUGGAACAUCAAAGAUCCACCUAACUGCUCCUCCCAAGAAAGGGACUUUAUAUUGGUUUUGCAGAUGUCAUAUUGGGGUUUUUGGUUGGUUUUUGUUGUUGUUUUUUCUUUCAGCCUGAACUAUGAGCAAGAAUUUGAGAGGAAUAACUAGUUUCAGUCCCCAACCUUUCCCAGUGACUUUCCUUCACCCCUCUAAAAAUCAAAGGACUCAAAGUGAAAAUGCCAAAUUAUAACAGUGAUACUAGUGAUUCUUAUUUUCCUCUGCGUUCUCCUUUAAGAAGUCACCUCCGCUAGCUCACUGUGUCAUCUGUAUGUGGAUACGGAAGAAUAGUGGCAGAUGCAGUCAGUGAAUGAUAAGGAACCUGAGUGGAAGCCCAGGAGGGUUUUACUCUCCAAUACAAUAUUUAUGCCUUCUUGUUCAGUACUGUAAGAUGAUCAUGCAAGGCAUCAUGUCACCCUGUCAGAACUGGAAGGGAGAUAUUAAGAACUGAUAUGAUAUAACACUAUUUCCUCUAGGAGUUUCUAAAUGAACAGGCUUCUAAAAGGAAGAGACACUGUAUCUUUUAAGAUUGUCUUGAAAUAUCAUUGACAGUAAAAACCUAUGUUCUGAAAUAGAAGCUCUGUCUUUAGAAAACAAUUAAUAUUUAGGAAUGUUAACACACAGUAAGCAAGUUCAGAUUUAAGAAACUUUGCUGGGGGUGUGAGUGCCUCUAUUGUUUCCAUUUCAGUGGGUAGUGCACACCAGAUAAUUUUCUUUCAAAACAGAUCACCAUGGUGCUACAAUUUUUUUUCUUGAAAUGCAAAGAGGCAUUUUUUUGUGAAUAAAGUGACCUUCCCCAGGGCUGACUUAAUAGCUGAUAGCCUUGUAUACAGCUCUGGGUGUCAAUAUCUUCUAAGGAGAGGACUUCAGUGGCCAGAGGAAACAUGUUUGGGACGCUGGACGUCCAGUGUGCUCUUGAUUUGUCUCCCCUGCAAAUUCCACCACCAUGGGAGUUAAAAAAAAAAGCCAAAAGAAGCUGAAACAGUCAAUUGGCAUUUGGGGGGUGGGAGUGUUUGAAAGUAUGGAAUACAAAUUAAAGUGUUGUUUUUAUAUCUUUCCCUUUCCAACAUGGUUUGAAGAGUAGAGGAAAUAUGUUUAGCGGCAGGAGAUAAACCAGAUGGGCUCCCAAAGACUUUAGCAAAAUAUUUUUUUAAAAAUCCACUAGAAUAGAAAAUACAUUAUUUAGAUAUACUUUAUGCUGAAAGUGAGUAUAUAUGCUUGUCCUAUUUAAGCGUGAGAAAAGUGGUAACCCUUGAUGCAAUUAGAAAAUGAGAACUGUUUGGAUUGAUGAAAUUGGGGGAUGACCCUGUUUAAGAAAUCUGAGCAGGCCAAGAAAGGACUUGAGAAGUCAUUCACCAGGAAAUGCAAGCCAUGGGGUUUCUAUUGGUGAGGCUGCCAUGGUCUAUGAACUCUGAAGCAUAGUCAGGGUAAUGUAUCAGGCCAAUAUCAAAACAAAGCCUUUAAAAGAAAAACUGAUUAUUAUGAUUAUUUGAAUGUGAAAGAAAUGGAACACAUUCCAACAAAACAAACCAUUUAAUGUAUCAGUUUCACAGGAAAAAAAGUAGUUAAAAUUAAUAGGGGUUGUUAAUGGGCUGAAUUUUGUGAAUAUGAUUAUGAAAUCAUAGAGCUGCUGCUUAGAAUUUUAAACAGUCCAUGAUCCAAAAAAGAGAAAACAAAGUGGUAUACGUGUUAAACUAAAAUCCGGGGUUGCCUCAUACUCUACAGCAGGGGUAGUCAAUUAUUUUUUGUCAAAGUCCAUAUUUCUUGGUCAAGGUAUAAUCAAGGUCCAGACUCCAGUGUAAAUAAUUUUAAAAAAACUCCACUAAUUAUAUUAAUAAGUAAAAAUACUUCACGGUCUGUUCAAAAGCAACUGGCCAUCCAGAUUUGGCCCACAGUCCAUUUACUGACUACCCCUGCCACAUAGUAUGGAUAUUGAUGCAGAUGCUGACCUUGAGUCAUGAUUAAGGAAAUUUCUCAAACACACACAAUGAAAAAACACAGUCCGGACACUGAAGAAAAUCACCAUUUCAUUACAAUAUUGUCAGUAAAUUUCUCUUUCUCCAGCAUGUUUUCUUCAACUAAGAAUUAGUUAGGGUUGGUCCUGCUUUUGGGCAGGAGGUUGGACUCAAUGACCUCUUGAGGUUUCUUCCAACCCUAUGAUUCUAUGAUUCCAGAACUUUGGGAGAGGUAGGCUUAAGGAUGAAAACCAACCCCAUAAUAGACAGAGAAUAGAUAAUAUUGCAAGGUAAACAUAUUUUAAAAGAUUCAUAUUGGUUGCAAUUAGUCACAAUGAUACUGCUGAUUUUCUUUUUGAAGUGGUGAAUUUCAUUGUGUCCUAUCAUUUGUGUAUGAAUGAUAAUGGACUUUCAAAACCAUGAGGGUAGUUUGACUUCUGUAUUUGGGGGGGGUGGGGGUCAUUCCAGUCAGCUCAAUGGGGCCACGCGUGGGGGGAAGGAUUGUGAGGUGCCAGAUUCUGUGCCUGUCUGACUGGAGUGUCCCUUGCAGAGAGUGAGGUGGGGGAACAGUACCCCCCAUCUCCUACAAACUAUGCCCAUGCUGAAAAGCCGCAAUUAUCAACAGCAAACUGUUUUUACUAGUGUAUUCCAUAGUGAAAUUCAAUCCUUUAUUUUACCAGAUUGCCAAUGCUUAAUUAAUUAAUCAUAGCAAGACUAUCACAUCUAACAGACUACUACACUGCACAGAAUAAUAUAACUGUGAAUUGCAAGCUUACUGAACAUCAGCUUGGAUACUUGAUGGCAUCAGGCAAUCCCUGUCAUAUCAAGUGAGCAAGCACUGUAAACCACUGAAUCUCUGGUGUUUCUUGUGUUGAGUUACAAAACUCCGGAAGCUUUGAAGGAUUAUGGUGGAAGUUUAAGCAGCUGACAACACCCCCAACCCUGCACAACACCCCCACCCUCUGAAGUCCGAGGGACUAAUUCUGCAACAGCCAUCUCUCUGCCCAGACACUUCACCCCUGUGACCUGCACUCCUGGUUGCCAAGGGCUUUGCAACAUGAAGCAGGGAAAUAAGGAUCAGUCUGUUUAGUGGAUACUAUGUAUCCUUUAAUAGACACAAGGUAACAUUUCGUGUUAGUUUAGAAUAUUGUUUUGUACUGUACUUUCUUGAAUGGCAAAGGAAAGACAAGUAAAACUUAAAAAAAAAUGCUAUGUUCUUUAAAUUCUGUAUUUAGCAACCUCUGUUGUAUAUAGUGUUUGAUAAUAAAGUAUUAAUUUGAUUCUUAUGUCUUUUGUAAGUGAGAACAAUAGACUUUCAGGAUAUUAAAAAAAUUGCAUUGAUUAUAAGACAGAGCUUUGAAGCAUCAAGUGUAAUCAUGGCUGAGAACUGAGUUAUAAGGGGCCAUGACUCUGCAUCAUACAGGACUCAUCUGUGAAAACUGUUCACCUGAUCUCAAGACUUCACAAUGUCAAGACCUAGAACAACAUGACUUUUGAUUAUCAAUGUUUUGUCCUCAGUGUUUAAAGGUCUGAUGUUAUGUGAUUUUUUGUGUGUUUGGUUUUUGUUCUGUUUUGUUUUUUUAACAUGUUGUUUUCUAAAAGGCUUUGGGGAUUGUACAACUCUUCUAUUCCAUUAGGGUU
Molecule: messenger RNA, 5402 nt
Organism: Pelodiscus sinensis (Chinese soft-shelled turtle)
Lineage: Eukaryota; Metazoa; Chordata; Testudines; Trionychidae
Gene: EFNA5
Product: ephrin A5
Biological process (GO): axon guidance; ephrin receptor signaling pathway; regulation of cell-cell adhesion
Cellular component (GO): plasma membrane; external side of plasma membrane
Molecular function (GO): ephrin receptor binding
Source: RefSeq, a predicted model, not a curated record